GCCUGUUCAAUACACCGUAAUCUGCUGUGUGUACCCUCUUUGACACUUUUCACGAACACAUAUGUCGUUUUGAUAUUAGGAACCUCUGCAUCGUGUGAUUUGGAGUCAUUGUGACUACAUUGAACUGUACUUACACUAGUACUAAUCGGAGUGCUUCGGAGGUAUAAACGCCAGUUGCAACGGUCAAGCUCAAUUCGUCGUCAUCACCAUCAUCAUCACCACGACCAGCACCUCAAUCACAACCACAACAUAAUGUCGCUCUUCGGCGACGACGACGAUGCGGCGGGCUCGCGGCCGAAAGCAUCCCUCUUCGACGACGACAAUGCCCGUAAACCCACCAAACCUUCCACCUCUUCCAUGUUUGCAGACAGCUCCUCCUCCGCCGCCGCCGACACCAAUGACAACGACAACAAUUCACCCUGGGGGUUCACUCCCAAGAAGAGCGCCGGACGCGGAAACCUGGUCAAAACCCUCCUCGCCGAUGCCGACGUGCCGGACUUGUACAUCGACACCUUCGAUGGCGCCGCACAGGGCACUGGCCGUGUCGACGCGCAGCACUGCCGUCUCCUCCUCCGCGAAAGCCGCAUCAGCCCGGCUGACCAGAAUCAGAUCUUGAGCAUUGUUAGCGGCUCUUCAUCGACGGAGCUCGCGGCGCUAGAACGCGGCGAGUUCAACGUGCUGCUCGCGCUCAUCGGACUGGCACAGGAGGGUGAAGAGUUGGGAUUGGAUGCGGUAGACGAGCGCCGGAGACGCCUACCUGUACCGCAGUUGGCAUCAGUUGUACAGCAUUCUGGAUCGCGACCUGCUGCGGCAGCACCAGCACAGACGUCGAGUCCGGUGCAAACGCAGCGUGCCCAGCCGCAACCGCGCAAGGCAUCUUUCGGGGCGGGUUUCGGGGUGGAGAGCGAUCCUUGGGGUAGUCCGGCAUUGCACAAGAACCAUAAUCACCCGGUCGAGAACCCCAAUGGCGAGAACGGUUCAAAUCGUCGGACCACCAGCUCUUACACGACUAACACCAUUUCGGAAUCUUCUGAGAACCUCGCGAGCAGUCGAUACGGAGCGGGUCCAACAGCAGGACACACCGAAGGAACUAGCUGGGGUGCCUCGGCGUCCUUUGGCGCCGAUUCGGAGAACUUCGGCAGCACCAUCACCACCUCAGGCGGCUUCGGAGAUCACGGCGACGCAACAGGCAGCACGCCUCGACGGCCAGCACAGCCUCGCAUCGUUACUGGUAAGGGUGUGGAGGAGAUCAUCACGGUAAAUCUCCUGGGAGAGAAGGAAGGGCUGUUCCUGUUCCAGCACCGCAACUACGAGGUGGCAUCGGCGCGGCGCAACAGCAAGGUGAUUCGACGGUACAGCGAUUUCGUCUGGUUGCUCGAGUGCCUGCACAAGCGCUACCCAUUCCGACAAUUACCGCUGCUGCCGCCGAAACGCGUCGCGAUCAAUGGUAACCACAUCGUGGCGGAUGCGCUGUUCAUCGAGAAGAGAAGACGUGGCCUGGCGAGAUUCACGAACGCGCUUGUCCGACAUCCGAUCCUGAGGGAGGAACAGUUGGUCGUGAUGUUCUUGACCGUGCCUACCGAGCUCUCCGUCUGGCGCAAACAAGCCACCAUCAGCGUGCAGGAAGAAUUCGUCGGCAAAGCCCUCCCUCGCGACCUCGAGGACAGUCUCCCUCAAGACCUCACCAGCACCUUCGACACCGCGCAAGCCGGCACCCGACGCAGCGCCGAACUCUACAUCCACCUGUGCAACCUCGUCGAACGCGUCUGCAAGCGCAAAGAAGGCCUGGCCGUGGAGUACGGUCGUCUGAACACCAACAUCCUCAGCAUCGCCGAGACCAGCUCCGACGUCUACGCCAUCGACCGCAACGACGUCCCCAUGCUCAACGAUGGCCUGCAGAGCGUGGCCAAGCACCUCGCGACAUCGCAGACGCUGCUCGACAACGAGGCGCGCGGAUGGGACGAGGGCGUGCUUGAGGACCUGAAGAUCGUCCGCGAUGGCCUCGUCAGCCUGAGGGACCUCUUCGAUCGCUGGAAUCGCCUCAAGGACAAUAUUCCUCAGCUGGAGAAGCGGAUCAUGCAGAACGAGCAGAAACUGCAGACGAUCAAACUAAAAGGCGAUGCGGCGAAACCCGGUGAGGCGGAGAAGGUGGAAAAUGCGAUUGUCGCGGACAAACAAUCCAUCGUCGACCAGCACGCCCGCGGCGUCUUCGUCAAGGAGUGCGUGCGCGACGAACUGCUCUUCUUCCAGGGCUCGCAGUACCACGUCAGCCGGCUGCAUCAGGAUUGGGCACAGGAGCGAGUCAAGGCGGCGGAGUUGCAGGUGGAGAAUUUCCGCGCGUUGGCGGACGCGGUGGAGAGCAUGCCGCAAGGCGACUAGACUUGCCAUCAAAGGAGGCGAGGAUGGCGAGAGGGGUGGCGACGGUGGUAGGAGGCAUGGACAGGCGAGAAAUGGUUAUAGAUUGUUACUUAUUAUAUACAGUAUGAUACCGGCUGGCAGAGGGAGAAGAACACGCGUGACAAUCGUGAGUUGGUGAAGCAGUGAGAUGGCAUGUGUCGGUCGCAACUCGCUGGUAUCUCCGUCCCGUUCGCACCGGUGUCAACAAUGUCACAUGUCAGAUGUCAGAGACAAGUGCAUGCGGCAUGUUGUCGACCCUAGGACGUCGGCGUCGAUCUCAGAAUGUAGGCAGCUUUGCAUUUCAUGGGGCUUACGGCUGUCUAGGGUGCAUGACUUGCACACCUACCUACAGACGCUCAGG
Molecule: messenger RNA, 2758 nt
Organism: Dissoconium aciculare CBS 342.82
Lineage: Eukaryota; Fungi; Ascomycota; Dothideomycetes; Mycosphaerellales; Dissoconiaceae
Exons: 3
Coding region: 253-2379 (708 amino acids)
Biological process (GO): retrograde transport, endosome to Golgi; protein targeting to vacuole
Cellular component (GO): endosome
Molecular function (GO): phosphatidylinositol-3-phosphate binding
Source: RefSeq, a predicted model, not a curated record